Molecule: messenger RNA, 345 nt
Organism: Peronospora belbahrii
Lineage: Eukaryota; Oomycota; Peronosporomycetes; Peronosporales; Peronosporaceae
Source: the annotation of a GenBank genome assembly
AUGGCGGAGUUUCGACAGGCCAAGCACACAAUUAUCUUGGUGCAGUACACACGCGAUCCAAACUCGCGCACGUAUCUAGACUUUGAGUCGGUGAACGGCGGCAUGGACGGUGUAGUGAAGAUGUACGAGGCAAAGCUCAAGCAGCUAAACCCGAAUUUGAAGAACAUUACGUACGACAUUCAGGACUUGUAUACGUACAUUGAUUCGCUCACGGAUCUUAGCGCUCUCGUCUUGGACCUGGAGACCAAGACGUAUCUGCCCUGUGAUAGAGAGGAGGAAUGGAUGGUGCUUUGUUUUGGACAGGAAACGACAGUUGUAGAGGAAUUAGUUGCAGAACCACACUGA